This is a messenger RNA of Xenopus laevis (African clawed frog), 2770 nucleotides long. RefSeq names its product galactose-3-O-sulfotransferase 4, gene 5 S homeolog (gene gal3st4.5.S). Gene Ontology annotation, molecular function: galactose 3-O-sulfotransferase activity; galactosylceramide sulfotransferase activity; sulfotransferase activity. Lineage: Eukaryota; Metazoa; Chordata; Amphibia; Anura; Pipidae. Gene Ontology annotation, biological process: glycolipid biosynthetic process. Bases 1092 to 2318 code for a protein of 408 amino acids. Gene Ontology annotation, cellular component: membrane; Golgi membrane. The record is from RefSeq and is a predicted model, not a curated record. The transcript has 4 exons.
GGAGGAGAGAGGGAUGAGGCGGAGGGAAGAGGGUCACACAGGGAGGGUGCCGGAGAAAUCAGGUUUGGAGAGCCGUGUAAUAGAAAGUUCUGCUGCUGAGAGAGGGAAGACUUGGACUUUAUACACAACAUCAGCAGGAGGAAAACUCAAUGGAAGAGUCAAAAAAGGAACAGUGUUUGUGGCACCAGAUCAGUAGGGGGUAAGGGGGGCAAGAGACAAAAUAACAGGGACAGACAGGCCGACAGAGACAUACAAAGUAGUGGACAGAGACCAGCCACAGUCGCUGAGCAGCAGAGAUAGGACCAGAAUACACUUUCUCAAUAACUUCUGACAAACUUUUCAGAACUGUUUUCCCUCACUAAGAUGAACUGGCGCUGCCGGCAGGUAAAUAGUCAGUUAUUUGGUGCCAUCGAGUUUAUUUGGCCAGACAGGGAGGGUCACAGACAGGGUAACGAUGUUACAGGCAAACAAAAUGAUACAGUUGGACAGACGGCAUGACAUUGUUGGACUGACAAACAGACAAAGCGAUAGAGUUGGACCGACAAGGUGUUAGAGUUGCUAGUGACAACAGGUAAUAGAGCUGGACAGAGCGAGUUACAGCGUGACAGUCAGUCAAGGUGGCAGUUGGAUAGACAGUUUGGUUGAGAGACACUUGAUUGGAUAGACAGAGUGACUUUCUGACUGACAAGGGGCUUCACUGGUUACUUGGGAGCUCAAACUUUGAUUCUUGCUUAUGAUUCCUCAGACAAGUCACAUAUACCCCCCUGACUUAGAUAGUAAGCUCUAUGGGACAGGGACUGAUUCUGCCUAAACAACUGUGUGAUGUAAGAAAAACUUGGACAAUACAGAUUGCAAGGGAAUUAGGGGUGCCAGCAGUGGGGCCCACGGAUUAGACACACAAGAGAUUAGGAUUGGAGGACAUGGACUGACAUGACAGUGCCAGACAGACAGCAGACACUAAGAGAGGGACAGAUUAAGGCUUCUUAAGAGAGGAUGGUGGAGAGCAGUGUCAGCAGGAGGAGUAGGAGGAGGUGAGGAGUCAGGAGAACAAGCGGCACAUAACAUCCAGGGCUGCACAUCGACACAGAACCAUGAGGUUACUUCAGCUCUGCCGACUACCGAUCCUUGGGAUAGGACUUUUAAUCCUUAUGGCUAUUGGUUUUACCAUUCAGCUUCUGGGAACCCACUUCCAGAAACGGCCCCCUCAGACCUUCACGGUACUGCACCCGCUCUCCUCUCUCUCAACACGAACCUGUCAGCCAAAAUCUCACAUAGUGUUCCUGAAGACCCACAAGACUGCCGGAAGCACCAUACUGAAUAUGCUACAUCGCUAUGGGGACAGGAACUCACUAACGUUUGCUCUACCACAAAAGUAUCAGUUCAACUACCCCAACCUGUUCCAUGUUCGGAGGGUGAAAGGAUAUAAUGAAGUUAACAAAUCAACGUAUGAUAUCCUGUGCCACCACAUGCGCUUCAAUCUCCCAGAGGUCAGGAAGCUCAUGCCUACAGACUCCUUCUACUUCACAAUUCUACGUGAUCCAGCCACCUUGGCAGAGUCUUCUUUCUCUUAUUACCGCUUGGUUUCAUCUGCCUUUAAGAAAUCCCCCAACUUUAAAGCAUUUAUAGUUCACCCUUCUCACUACUACAAACCAGGAGAGAGAUCAAACCACUAUGCACACAACCUUCUGUGGUUCGACUUGGGAUUUAACCCUGACACUCCAUUUAAAGAAUCUUUGGCCAAGGCAGGAGCCAGGGCAGUAGAGGGAGCUUUUCACCUGGUCCUACUCUCAGAGUACUUUGAUGAAUCAAUGGUCCUUCUGAAGGAAGAACUGUGCUGGGAUCUUGAUGAUGUGGUGACCUUUAAACUUAACACUCGUGAGGCUUCCACACCACUGGAAAAAAGAGAGAUAGACAGAUUACGGGCCUGGAAUGCCCUAGACUGGUAUCUUUAUGUCUACUUCAACCAUACCUUCUGGGAGAAAGUAGAGAGAUUUGGGAGAGAGAGAAUGGACACUGAAGUUAGGAGGUUGAGAGAAAGAAGACACCAGCUAGCUGAGAUUUGUCUGGAAGGGUUGAAUCCUGUAAGAGCAGAUCAAAUCAAAGAAGAGGGCAUCAAACCAUUUCAGUUUGGGCAGGACAAAAUUUUGGGGUGGGCAGUAAAAAAAGAUCUCGAGCCCAAAACCCGGGCACGGUGUGUCCAAAUGGUAACUCCUGAGCUGCAAUACAAGGACAUUUUGGAUUUAAGGCAGUUUCCACAAGGUGUACGUGGGUCUGAGCCGGGCCCAGCAGAGACAUCAGGAAAGCUUCUAAAGUCUUAGAAGAUUCCUAAAUUAAAAAUGAAAUUGCAAUGGCGGUGGGUUUUAGACCCAUCAGACUAAUACAAGGAUGCUAUCAUUCCAGACUACUUUCCUUCAAGCUGCAUUCCUUCCACAUGAAUGUGAUCAAUCUUUAGUAAAGUGGGGACUGUGGGCAAGAAAGGCUUGAUCACCUUACCCAAAGGAAUGGAACUGUCCUCAGAUGAGAUUAUCAAUUACCUGUGGAACAUACCAGUGCUGGUUUGAGGGGGGAAUCAGCCAUUACCCUAACAAGCUUACAACCAUCAUAGGGUAUUUAGUUAGAGCCAGCUCUUAGAGACCGAGGCUUUCCUGAAUGGCUUAUUUCAAAGAUUACUUUUUUUUCUAUUUUUAGGAAAUGUAUUUUGUAAUGAACUUGUAUAUUUAUAGAGAUUUGUUUUAUACUAGUGUGAAGUAAACCACACUCCUUUCAAUUA